This is a messenger RNA of Mangifera indica (mango), 767 nucleotides long. Its product is annotated as universal stress protein A-like protein. The transcript is spliced from 4 exons. Lineage: Eukaryota; Viridiplantae; Streptophyta; Magnoliopsida; Sapindales; Anacardiaceae. Bases 96 to 626 code for a protein of 176 amino acids. Gene Ontology annotation, molecular function: AMP binding. The record is from RefSeq and is a predicted model, not a curated record.
UUCUUGAAGAUUGAACAAGCAAUCGAGGAGAAACAUAUACGCAGCAAGAUAUUGUGUGUUGACUCGGUUACUGAACAUUAAGGAAGUGAGUUGAAAUGGGGAGCUCGGAGCCGACUCGGAUAAUGGUGGCCGUGAGUGAGUCGACUAUCAAAGGUUAUCCGCACGCUUCGAUAAGUAGCAGAGGAGCUUUCGAUUGGACAAUUGAGAAGAUCGUGCGCUCUAAUACUUCUGGUUUCAAGCUCCUCAUUAUCCACGUUCAAGUACCUGACGAAGACGGCUUUGAUGAUACCAACAGAAUAUAUGCAUCUCCUGAGGAUUUCAGAAACAUGCGGCAUGGGGACAAAGUGAGAGGGAUUUGUCUGCUGGAGUAUUUUGUUAACAAAUGUCAUGAGAUCGGGAUUGCUUGCGAAGCAUGGAUCAAGAAAGGGGAUCCCAAAGAAGUUGUCUGCCGAGAAGUGCAACGAACACAUCCAGAUCUCUUGGUUGUGGGAAGCCGGGGACUUGGCCCUUUUCAGAGGGUUUUUGUUGGUACUGUGAGUGAAUUUUGCAUGAAGCAUGCUGAGUGCCCUGUUGUCACCAUUAAACGCAGGGCAGAUGAAACUCCUGAAGAUCCUGUUGAUGACUGAUUUCACCUGUGUUUCAAUUUGCUUCUCUCUAUUGGACUUAGAAUCAGUUUGAGAAAUAUAAGAUGUAUUAUUUGAGAGUCCCUUGGCCAAUUUGUUGAUAAUAUAUUCUGUGGAAGAAUAUGAUUUUUUAUAAUUUGUAGA